Molecule: messenger RNA, 858 nt
Organism: Dufourea novaeangliae
Lineage: Eukaryota; Metazoa; Arthropoda; Insecta; Hymenoptera; Halictidae
Exons: 5
Coding region: 1-858 (285 amino acids)
Source: RefSeq, a predicted model, not a curated record
AUGUUAACGUCAAGUGUUUUGAGUAUAUUCUUAUGGAGCAUCAGUUUGGCAGAAUGGGUAGACAUGCCCGAAUUCUCGGAUGAAAAGAAAAUAUACAGAAUAUCUUCGCCAAGGCAAGAUCAUUUUUACACAUUAUCCCAAAAACCUGCAGAGAAUCAAUUCCCUUACGUGUACGAAAGUAUACCUGGUAAAGACUUCAGUGAACAAACAGCGGUUAACGGAAGUGGAGGGUUCGUCACGCACCAACUAGAAGAUUCUGAUAACGGGGCUACGAUCCAUGAAAAUGCUAGUGAAGAAAAUUUAUUUCUAACUAGUACCGACGAACAUAAAGAUACAACAGACUCGUCCACAGUGGAUGAGAAGGAUACAACUACAGAAUACUACAAUGAUUCGGUAAUCUCGAACAAUAUGGAUAUUCUGAAGUAUUUGCCAGUGAACGUAUUCAAAAAUGUUCAUCGCACUUUAAAAUCACAGCCUACAUCUACAGAAGGGAAACUACUGUUUUUAAAAACGUUUGAGAAAACACUGAUAACGGAAAUAGAACGUCGGUUUGCACAAUCUAUAACAGUCAGUCGGGAAAAAAGAGGCGCCGAUCAUUACGACCAUAGUUAUGAUUCACACGAACAUGCCACAGGAUUUCCAUCAAUAGAAGGUGCACUGAUGGCUAUCUCGUUUCUUACUUUUGCUGUGUAUCUUGUACGAUUAGUCAUGCUCUUAUUUAGAAAUAUGAACAACUCUACAGCUACCACUACUGGCGCUACUCUGCUUCUUGGUAGAAGAAAAAAGUCUAUAAAUGGAUUUGACGAAGACACGGCUAGAAUCCUGAAUGGUAUGGAGAAAUUCUCCUAUAAUUUAUAA